Molecule: messenger RNA, 2199 nt
Organism: Austrofundulus limnaeus
Lineage: Eukaryota; Metazoa; Chordata; Actinopteri; Cyprinodontiformes; Rivulidae
Gene: olfcu1
Product: olfactory receptor C family, u1
Exons: 10
Coding region: 1-2199 (732 amino acids)
Biological process (GO): G protein-coupled receptor signaling pathway
Cellular component (GO): plasma membrane
Molecular function (GO): G protein-coupled receptor activity
Source: RefSeq, a predicted model, not a curated record
AUGGAUGGAGAUGUUGUCAUCGGAGGGUUUUUCCCUCUGCACUAUGUAGGCUCUGAGCAACAACAUGUCUACCACAGCAAACCCCUAAUGACACCGUGCAGCGGGUUUGACCAAAGAGCAUUUCGUUGGAUGAUGACUAUGGCGUUUACUAUGGAGGAAAUUAACAAUAAAUCUGAUCUGUUACCAGACAUUAAAUUAGGCUAUAGAAUGAUGGAUAGCUGUGACAACAUCUACAACAGUCUGCACGGACUUUUCUCCUUAGUCACUUACUCCAAGGAAGAGUUAAAAACACCACAGUCUGAAUCUUCCAUGUGUCUGUCUGGUUCUCCUGUUCCUGCUGUCAUUGGUCUUGCAUCAUCUUCUCCAACAAGAGCUGUAGCACAAACUCUUGGCUCUUUCAACAUCUCAUUGGUGAGUUAUUUUGCCACUUGUACCUGUCUUAGUGACAAACUAACAUACCCAUCAUUCUUGAGGACUGUGCCCAGUGAUUUGUUUCAAGUUAAAGGUCUGGUUCAGCUGGUCACRUUCUUUGGCUGGCUCUGGGUGGGAACAUUAGGAAUCACAGAUGACUACAGYCACUAUGGAAUCCAAGCAUUCUCUAAUCAGUUUAAAUCACAAGGUGGUUGCGUUGCAUUUCAUCUCACAAUUCCAGCAUCACCCACCUCAACUGAAAUACAACAAAUGGCAGAUGUAAUACAGAAAUCAACUGCACGGGUAGUUGUGGUCUUUUCCAAUGAGGGGCAAUUACUGGAUCUGUUUUUAGAGCUCACUCAACGAAAUGUUACAGGGAUCCAAUGGAUAGCUAGUGAGUCCUGGGUGGCUGCUAGUAUUUUGACCUUACCACAAUUCCACYACCUUUUAGAGGGAACUCUGGGCUUCUCCUUCCCAGGGGUCAGAAUACCUGGGUUAAAAGAGUUCCUACUGAAAGUCCGUCCAUCUCCCAAAGCAGGAAUGGAAUUUAUCAACAUGUUCUGGGAGGAGCAGUUUGGUUGUAAACUGAGGUUUGAAGAAAACAUACUCAGAGAAAAUGAGACACAUACUAUGAACGAUACCAAGCCUGUAUGUACAGGUUCAGAAGAUCUAAGCCUCACUGUCAGCAGCUACACAGAUGUGCCUACAUCUCAGUGUAGUGCUCCAUGUCCCCCUGGCAGCAGACAGGCCAUACAACCAGGAGAGCCUCGCUGUUGCUUUGAUUGUUUGCCUUGUGCAGAUGGAGAGAUCAGCAAUCAGACUGGUUCCACUGAGUGCAUCAAAUGUCCAGAGUUUUACUGGUCAGACAAAGACAAGGUGAAAUGUAUUGCUGGAGUUGAAGACUUCUUGUCUUUUAAUGAGACCAUGGGCAUCAUCUUAGUUGCCCUCACUCUGCUGGGUGUCAUCCUGACGAUAAUCAUCACUGUUAUCUUUCAUCAUUUCCGGACCACUCCCAUUGUCAAGGCCAACAACUCAGAAAUCAGUUUCUUGCUUCUUCUGUCAAUCAAGUUAUGUUUCCUGUGUUCCCUGGUGUUCAUCGGCCAACCAUCUGUGUGGACAUGUGUGUUACGCCAGGCAGCGUUUGGUAUCAGCUUUGUCAUCUGCCUGUCCUGCCUCUUAGUCAAGACUGUUGUUGUUCUAUUGGCUUUUCGGGCCAAUGUACCUGGUCCCAAGGGUCUGUUUGGUCCAUCUCAGCAGAGGAGUAUGAUCUUCUGCACAACAGCUCCUCAGAUUUGUCUCUGUACAGGCUGGCUGUUGGGGGCUCCACCUUUCCCAAUCAAGAAUUCAACAUAUCAGGCCUUAAAUGGAAAAAUUGUUGUGGAGUGUAAGGAGCCGUGGCCUCCUGGAUUUUAUCUUGUUCUUGGUUACAUCGGCCUGCUUGCCUUUGUCUGCCUCCUUCUGGCGUUCCUUGGAAGGAAGCUACCAGAUACUUUCAACGAGGCAAAAUUUAUCACUUUCAGCAUGUUGAUCUUUGUUGCUGUGUGGAUCUCUUUUAUUCCAGCUUAUGUUAGCUCUCCUGGGAAAUUCUCAGUAGCUGUGGAAAUAUUUGCAAUUUUAGCUUCUAGUUUUGGUCUCCUUUUGUGUAUUUUUGUGCCCAAAUGUUAUAUCAUUUUGUUGCACCCUGAGAGAAAUGUUAAAAAAGGCAUGACAAGAAAAAUUCAACAGAUGAACUUCCCAUCUGUUAGUGUUUUCUUUGCACAUCAGACAAACACAAAUGUAUAUUCCUGA